AUGGAUCAGAGUUUGAGGGAUGUUGCUCAACAGGGAAACAUUGAUGCCCUGUACGCAUUGAUACGGAUGGAUGUAAAAGUUUUGGAUAGGAUCGACGACUUACCGUUUGUUGAGACUCCUUUACACGUAGCUGCAUUUGUAGGGCACACUCGAUUUGCCUCGGAGAUCAUGAGGUUAAAGCAGUCAUUUUCUAAGAAGCCUAAUGAAGAUGGCUUUACCCCUGUGUACCUUGCUUUGCAAAAUAACCAAACCGAAGUGGUGCGCCAGCUACUUGAUGUUGAUGAAGACCUUGUUCGUGUUCAAGGAAAGGAGGGUGUGACUCCUUUGCAUUAUGUAGCUCAAACAGGAAACCUUGUUCUUUUGGCUGAAUUUUUAAAUGUUUGCCCCAAGUCUAUCAAAAAUGUUACAAUUCGAGGAGAUACUGCUUUUCAUAUUGCCCUGAAAAACAACCAGAUAGAUGCUUUUAACAUCCUUAUGAACUGGUAUAAGAGGACCAGGUUUAAUGAUAAGUUGGCCUCACAUAACAAACAAGACAAAGAUGCCUUACUAUCUGGGGUAGGGGACCUGCUGAAUUCGAAGGAUGAGGAAGGCAACACUUUGUUGCACGUUGCAGUAUCUCAAAAUCAACCCCAGGUCGUGCAGCGAUUAUUGAAUAGUGAUGGAGUUACAAUAAACUCUAAGAAUUUAGAGGGCUGUACCAUCUGGCAAGGGCAAAGGCCAAUAAGCCGUGAGAUGGGGCAUAUGCUACAUGAAGCUAGAGAAGUUUUACGUAUUUCUCCUAGUCGUAGAGCUAUUACUCAUGAAGUUUACCUCAGAUAUAACUUUGAUCGUGAUUUCCAGUCGUUUAUGCUUCGUCUACAAAUGCGUAUACCGAAUGAGUUGCGUAGUAUCCUGUUGGUAGUUGCGGUGCUUUAUUUAACAAUCAACUUCCAAUUGGUACUCACCCCCCCGGGAGGACUUUGGCAAGAUAACUGCGAUCUUCAACACAAUCCGGUCAAUAAUUGCACAGUCCCACACCAGGCAGGGAAGACGGACCUUGCCAAGACCCGCCUAGAAUCUUGUCGGGACGUGCCCAGUACCCGCCCGGAACUUGACCGGGACUCGCCCAGUACCUGCUCGGGACCGCGCCAGGACCUGAUCGAACUUGAACAGGACUCGCCUGGACCUACCCAAAACUUGCUCGAGACUCGACUGCACUUGGAGACAUUUGUCAAGUCCAAGCAAUGCUUGAACUUGUCUGUGGUAACAAACUUCGCCAACAUGUCCGCUGCAUUCUCAGAAGUGUGA
Messenger RNA from Corylus avellana, 1287 nucleotides. The record is from RefSeq and is a predicted model, not a curated record. Lineage: Eukaryota; Viridiplantae; Streptophyta; Magnoliopsida; Fagales; Betulaceae.